AUGCGAGUCCUUUCGUAUUGCCUUUUGGUCACUUUGAAUCCCGUUGACGAUCCCAUUCACCCUUCACAUGGACCAUCCUCAAAAUUGAGCCUGCCACCACCCACCCCAUUCAGCUCCAGACUGUUCGGUGCAAUCCAAGCCUCGCCCGACGGGGCUCCCAGUACUGGCCAAGAAAGCUCCUACCAGUUCGAGGCUGGCUGGCGCAUGAUCGACAGGUUCGUGAUUAAAAACGGCUGUCUCGACACCGCCCCCACGGGCAUCGUGAAACAACGAUGCACGGAGUAUGGAUCCUGGAGCUUGGGUCAAUUCAAACCCUAUCCAUAUCCGUGA
Penicillium manginii is the source of this 330-nucleotide messenger RNA. RefSeq lists its product as uncharacterized. The coding region runs from base 1 to 330 and encodes 109 amino acids. NCBI's taxonomy places the organism in Eukaryota, Fungi, Ascomycota, Eurotiomycetes, Eurotiales, Aspergillaceae. The transcript has a single exon. The record is from RefSeq and is a predicted model, not a curated record.